Closterium sp. Naga37s-1 is the source of this 3003-nucleotide messenger RNA. The record is from the annotation of a GenBank genome assembly. NCBI's taxonomy places the organism in Eukaryota, Viridiplantae, Streptophyta, Zygnematophyceae, Desmidiales, Closteriaceae.
AUGACUGACACGACCAGGGUUGAUGACGAGCGAGUGGCUCUGAAGACAGCACCUAGGGAGGAGUCUCGUUUGAUGGAGAGACUAGAGAAGCUCCAAGUUCCAAGCGAUUGCGAAGGACUGGUUCAGGAAGAGGAGCAAACAUUAGUGGAUGGAGCAGAGGGAAUGGAGGAUUAUGGAGCACGAGAGACGCUUCGACUUCUGUCUCGAGCGGACAUGGUUCAUUACUUGGACGUGAGAGGUGGCUGUGAUCUGAAGGCAUGCGAGUGCUGCUUCGACCGGGCAGUGAGCAGCCGCGCACAGUGCGCUCUCGACAUGGCCGACCUUAGCAGCUUUCGCCGUGAAAUGAAGAACUCGCUUUCUGAUUACGUCCCUGCUGAUCCACAUCCCCGUGCAUCCUGGUCCGAGCUCGAGUGGGAGAUGAGGUAUCCAGUGCGGGAGUCUGAACGCCUGCAGGGGAUGGCAGCGGUGGAGGAGCUGAAGAGGAAGGCAGCAUUCGCGCCUUUACAAUGUGCAGAAGCAAUGAUUCUCGAGUGGAUGGCUGAGCCUCGUGUGGGCGUGCUCAUGGACCUGGGGAGAUACCGCCGUGCGGUCAGCUUUGCUGCCUUCCUCGUGCUUGUAGCGAGCUCCCCAUGCAUUGUGACUCUAUGGAAGGCUCAGAAGGAGCUCUCUGGUACAACCUAUCCGCGCAUGGCAAUCGUACUGGGUGUCACUCGUCAAGAACAGCUGGACUGCUUGGCUUCCAUGCUGGUGCAGGUGCUGGGGGUGAAGGAGAGUGCUGAACUGAAGGAAGGGUUUGGGUUCUUUGUGCAGCAUGUGCUGUCAAGUGGGCUGGAGAAGGCGCAUGCGAAGAGGAAGGAGGGAGCUGAGGGAAAUACUUUUCAGAAGACGCAAAAUAGGGAAAUUGAGAAGAGGGGAGCAGGUGAUGGCGGAAAGGGUAAUGCAGGGGAGAAGAAAGGUGGCAGGGAUGGGAAGGAUGGGGAUUGGAAGAAGCAUUUGAAGGGGCGUGUGUGGGACAGGUAUGUGGAUGGCAUGGCUUGGAUUUUGGAGCGUGGAGGAGCGGAAUGGAGGCAGUUUGGGUGCACCCACUGCCAGAUGGGCGGCGGCAGCGGUGGUGGCAGCGGCAGUAUUGAUGGGCUUGGCUGUCGGGGCAACAAGGAAGGCAGGAAUAUUCCCAAGGGCAUGUAUGUGAGUGGCGUGGGUGCCACUGACUUCGCCUUUACAGUCGCCACGUUGUUAUCUAAGGCCGAGAGUUGCCCAGAGGCGCAAGUCUUCAUCCUAGAUGGAAACAACGUGAGCAAGACACGGGUGGAGGAUGCAGCUAUUGAAGAGGCGAGAGUGAGGCUGGAAAGAGAGAGGCCGAGGAGGUAUAGGCAGAGAAGGGAUAGGCGGAGAAGGGAGACGAGUGAGACUGGAAGGGGAUGUGGAGCCACAGGAGCAGGCGGAGGGGUGGCAGCAGGACAUGCACCUGCAGAUGCAGCUGCAGCUGCAGAAGCACCACCACUGCUAGCUGCCUCUUCUCCUGGCGCUGCUCCCUCAGCCGGAGCCCCAACUUCUGCUGCCUCCAGUGCAGUUUCCACUGCUGUGCGUGUGCCUGUCAAUUCCAACCCUUUUCUUGCAGCCUUCACGUAUCGGGUCAGUUGCAUCUUGCAGUGGGUGCGCAUCUACGGCUCGGAUUCCAUGUCAGCGAAGCAAUGCUUCAAGGACACGCCACAAGAGCACAACCUGCCAAUUCGCCACCCCUUUCACGACCUUCCGAGCCUGCUGGUCAGGUUCGGUGCCAUCCCCAAGCCUCUGGUUGGAGCCGAACAUUUCUGUGAGUGGGACGAAUGGCCCCAGGGCAGUGAAGAUGCCAUGAAGUUUCCUGAUGACCCGAAUGCAAGAUUCUUUGGACUGGGAAUCGUGGAGGAGAGUGAGGAGAGAGAGGAGAGUGAAGCGAGUGCCGAGAGUGAGGCAAGAGAGGAUGAAGAGGAGCAAGGUGAGGGCGGUGAGCAAACAUCUGUAAAGGCACCAAGACGAGGAGAAGGCAGCAAGCGCAAGGGUGGGAGGGGACGAAGUGGCGGACGAAGGGGGGCAACCAGCCAUAAGGGAGGUGGAAGGGGCGGAAGGAGCAACUGGGGUGGUCGCUCCCAGAGAAGCCACAUCAAUGCUCCAACACCUGUAGGCGGGAUGCUGACUUCUAGGAAAGAGCUUCCCAUUGCUCACUGCAGGGCGGAUAUAGACUUCAUUGUAGACGUCGCCAGCAGGUUGUUUCCUCCGCCAGCGUGUGCCGAAUGCGCAUCGUGCUUUUCCCGGUACAAAUCCGCCAUUCCCUUUGCUGCUGUCGUUGCCAACUUCGCGUACCUCCCCGCCUCUGUUCUCUUCAACCGCUUCGUCUAUGUCUUUCCACCGCCCUCCUUGGAGAUCACUCAGCUAGCAGACGCGCUGUGCUUGUACGACCCCUCCUUCUCAUACCUGCCUAUCCGUUUGCACCUGCCUGAGGUUCGUGAUCUUGCGGAAAAGCUGCCCAUGCUCCUGCUGCUCGUGAUCGCUCUGAAAUGGGCCAGGGAGAUUGCCAUGGUGCACGGGCGACUGGGAGCUGAGGGGAGGGUGGGUGAGCAGAAAAGUUCAAAAGGACGCAGGGCAGGGAGUGGAAGAAACGGAGUGGGGAAAGAGGAAGAGGGAGAGGAGGAGAAUGAGGAGGAUGUUUGGAAGGCGUGGGAGGAGGUGCGGUCGUGGUGCGCCACAGCGGUGAUGGCGUGGCCUGCGAGUGUGAGGGACGGACGCAAGUGGUACGACCCUGCGUCUAUCUCUGCAGGGCUCAGCUUGGACUGCAAGGGCAGCACGGAACCGCAGAGGGAGGAGGUCACCGGGCAGAUGAUGAUUGACAUGUUCCGGGCGGCAACACAGACAAGGCCAUUGCUGCAGUACCAAACCAUGCAAGUGCACAAGCUUCGGUUUCAAAAGCUUCUGGUCAUGCUGCUGACGAGGGGUAUCCGUGCGGUGCUGAGGGAUGUGACAGGGUAG